AUGGGUUCAGCCGCAUCAUUCCGUGGCUCCAAUUAUGGAUCACAGAUAGGGGCCAACUACGGUUCGGUCACUAACGAAUUUCAUCUUCCAUGGGAUCUUGACGACAAGUUAUCCCCUGUGCCUGGGGCUGCGUUCGAUUCAUACGUAGAUCAGCAUGAAGAUCGAUGUCUUCCAGGCACAAGAGCCGAUCUCCUCUCUGAGAUCAGCGAAUGGGCUUCGUCACCACAGGACAGAUGCAUAUUCUGGUUGAAUGGAAUAGCGGGAACAGGAAAAUCGACCAUCUCUCGAACCAUGGCAAAAUCAUUUAGCCUAUCCCAGUCACUAGGAGCAAGCUUUUUUUUCAAGAGAGGCGAAGGGGAUCGAGGGAAUGCAAGAAAACUUUUCCCGACCAUCGCAAGGCAACUGGCGAUCAGCAUUCCUGAGAUCACCCCACUCCUCCAGGAAACAGUCCGCGAGAACCCAGGUAUCAUAACGAAGACAAUGCGGGAGCAAUUCGAAAAACUCCUUCUUCAGCCACUCCACAGCCUCGAGCGUUCUAAAAUCCCUACCCAGGUUAUGGUGAUAGUGAUUGACGCAUUAGAUGAAUGUGAGGGAGAUGGUGAUAUUCGGCUAAUACUCCAACUUCUCCCCCAGCUACAAAAUCUAGCGGCUGCGCGUCUACGAGUUCUUUUAACUAGCAGACCUGAUCUCCCGAUUCGUAUGGGGCUUUUAAAGAUUGCGGACGAUGACCAUAAGGACUUCGUUCUCCAUGACAUACCUCUUGAAGCGAUCAAGCAUGACAUAUCGCUAUUCUUUGAUUACCGCUUAAUGGAGAUCAGAAAAGAACGCUUUCUACCAUCAAACUGGCCCGGAGACGAAGUUCUACAAAGGCUUGUGGCAUUAUCUGUUCCCUUAUUCAUUUUCGCUGCCACUAUCUGUCGGAUAUUUGAGGAACCUGACUGGCACCCGAUAGACAGUCUCACUGAGAUCCUAACACGCCAGAAUGACCAAUCUAAGCUAGAUAGGACGUACCUUCCGGUUCUUGAUCGUCUUCUAGGCAGACAACACGAGAAACAUAAAGAAAAACUCGUUUCCGAGUUCCAGCAAGUAAUCGGAGCUAUCGUGACACUAGAGAGUCCACUCUCGGUUCUCUCACUUGCAAAGCUUCUGGACCUUCCUGAGCGGCUUGUUCGCCUUCGACUAGACCCACUACACUCCGUGCUAAGAGUGCCAGUUUACGAAACGAAAAAUAUCUGUGGACUACCAAGUGAUGGAACCGAACGUACAGGGAUUGAUCGCCAGAUCGUCGAUAACAACCUUCCUCCGGAGUUACAUGCUCUGUUGUUUCUCGAGAGGCAUUUCCUACGGAAACAUUUCCUACAUUGGGUGGAAGCAAUGAGCCUCAUCGGUCUUACAUCGGAAAUCCUAGGCAUUCUUGAUCGGCUGCAAGGCGCCAUAUCGGGCAAUGACUCUCCCCUAACUUCGGAUUUUCUUCACGAUGCAAAGCGAUUUAUUCUGAAAAACCACCAGAUUAUUGAUCUAGCGCCCCUUCAAGUUUAUUGUGCAGGCCUUAUAUUUGCACCCCAGACAGCAAUAAUCCGUGCACAGUUCAAACGAGAGAAUCCAACUUGGAUAUGCCAGUUACCACGAGUCGAGGAAAGAUGGGCUGCAGAACUACAGACACUCGAAGGCCAUUCGGGUUGGGUUCAGUCGGUGGCCUUCUCGCCUGACGACCGGCUGCUGGCCUCCGGCUCUGACGAUAACACAGUGCGGCUCUGGGACCCAGCGACCGGCGUGCUCGUCCAGACGCUAGAAGGCCAUUCGCACUCGGUUUUGUCGGUGACCUUCUCACCCGACGGCCAGCUGCUGGCGUCUGGCUCUCAGGAUAACACAAUACGGCUCUGGGACCCGGCGACGGGCGAGCUCACCCAGAUGCUCGAAGGCCAUUCAGAUUCGGUUUGGUCGGUGGCUUUUUCGCCCGACGGCCGGCUGUUAGCGUCCGGCUCUGGUGAUAGCACAGUACGGCUCUGGGACCCGGCGAUAGGCGCGUUCACACAGACGCUCGAAGGCCAUUCGGAUUCGGUUUGGUCGGUGGCCUUUUCGCCUGACGACCGGCUGCUAGCAUCUGGCUCUAAGGAUAACUCAAUACGGCUCUGGGACCCGGCGACGGGCGAGCUCACCCAGAUACUCGAAGGCCAUUCAGAUUCGGUUCAGUCGGUGGCCUUCUCACCGGACAGCCGGCUGCUAGCAUCUGGCUCUAAGGAUAACUCAAUACGGCUCUGGGACCCGGCGACAGGCACACUCGCCCAGAUGCUUGAUGACUAUUCGGAUUCGGUUUGGUCGGUGGCCUUCUCGCCCGACGGCCGGCUACUAGCGUCCGGAUCUAGCAAUAAUACAGUACAGCUCUGGGACCCGGCGACAGGCGAGCUCACCCAGAUGCUCGAAGGCCAUUCCUAUUUGGUUCAGUCAGUGGCAUUUUCGCUCGACGGCCGGCUGUUAGCGUCCGGCUCUGGUGAUAGCACAGUACGGCUCUGGGACCCGGCGAUAGGCGCGUUCACACAGACGCUCGAAGGCCAUUCGGAUUCGGUUUGGUCGGUGGCCUUUUCGCCUGAUGGCCGGCUACUAGCGUCCGGCUCCAUCGAUAACACUGUGCGGCUCUGGGACCCGGCGACAGGCGCGAUCGCCCAGACGCUCGGAGGCCAUUCAGAUUCGGUUUUGUCGGUAACCUUCUCACCCGACGGCCGGCUACUGGCGUCCGGUUCCAUGGAUGACACAGUCCGGCUCUGGGACCCAGCGACUGGCGCGCUCAAACAGACGCUUGAAGGCCAUUUGGAUUCGGUUUGGUCCGUUGCCUUCUCACCGGACAGCCGGCUGCUGGCGUCCGGCUCCAUCGAUAACACUGUGCGGCUCUGGGACCCGAUGAUAGGCGCCCUGACACAAACUUGGGAUGUUGGGAAAAUGGUCUCCACAGUAAAGUUUUCCUCCGACGGUUUAUCUAUCCACACCAAUGCUCGCAUUCUUGAUAUCCAAUCCAGGAACAUUCCUACCCCUCACCCGCCUCAUCCGCCCCAUCCGAAGAUCGGUAUUUCUAUUGAGCAUGGGAAAUGGAUAGGCCUGAAUGGUGAAAAGAUUCUCUGGCUUCCUGUCGAGUCACGGCCAACCUGUUUCGAGAUUAAUGGUGAUACACUCGCCCUGGGACACGCAUCAGGGCGGGUUUCCUUUAUCAGGUUUUGUACAUAG
Penicillium antarcticum is the source of this 3219-nucleotide messenger RNA. Its product is annotated as NACHT and WD40 domain protein. The record is from RefSeq and is a predicted model, not a curated record. The coding region runs from base 1 to 3219 and encodes 1072 amino acids. Gene Ontology annotation, molecular function: protein binding. Lineage: Eukaryota; Fungi; Ascomycota; Eurotiomycetes; Eurotiales; Aspergillaceae. The transcript is spliced from 5 exons.